GGUUCCUGGGCAGUCCUUUCCCGCCCCCUUUGACUCGGAUGACGGGCUCCCAGGGUGACAUGUGUCCCUCACCGCCUCGGUCUUACGGGCAGCCCCGCCUGCGAGCCGACGCCGACCGCAUCUGAAAGGGGCGCCCGCCCGUUCGCACCGACGGCGGGAAUGGUCAGACUGCGAACAGCCGAGGGGGCAACAUAAACAACAGGCCACUCGGAAGGGAGGAGAGUAAAGCACCGAAACAGGGGCGGAUGAAAUGAAGAAGCUCCAGAGCAGAUACCUGAUCGUCAUCGGCGCGUACUCGCUGUUGCUGCUGACCAUUCCUUACAUGUUGGACUGCCACAACUCCUGGGCGGCCAGGGAACAGCACUUGGAGCGGGUCGUCCCAAAGGAGGUGGAAGACCCUCGUUCGACGCAAGGCGGCAACGCGAGCAGUUCGACCCCGAGGAUGGCGGUCAACAAGAAGCACCACGUGUACUUGCACGCCACCUGGAGAACGGGCUCCUCGUUCGCGGGAGAGCUCUUCAACCAGCACCCGGGGGUGUUCUACCUGUACGAGCCCAUGUGGCUGAUGUGGCAGGCCCUGUACCCGGGCGACGCCGAGAGCUUGCAGGGGGCGGUCAGGGACAUGCUGCGCUCCCUCUUCCAGUGCGACUUCUCCGUGCUGAAACUCUACUCGCCGCCCGGCCCCUCGGGCUCGUUGACCACCCGCACCAUCUUCGGCUGGAGGAACAACAAGGUCAUCUGCUCGGCGCCCCUGUGCAGCGCCUACAAGAAGGAGCGGGUGGAGCUGGUGGACGCGAGCGUCUGCGAGAAGCAGUGCGCGCCCAGGGACAUCCAGGAGCUGGAGAGCGAGUGCAGAAAGUACAACGUGAUGGUGAUCAAGGAUGUCAGGGUCUUGGACGCAGGUAUCCUGCUCCCCCUGAUGCAGGACCCGUCCCUGAACUUCAAGGUAGUUCAGCUGGUCAGAGAUCCCAGGGCAGUGCACAACUCCCGGAUGAAAUCGAAGCUGUCCCUAGUGAAGGAAAGCAUCCAGGUACUGAGGAGCAAGAAGAAAUUGGAAAAGGAUCAACGCCCAAUACCAAAUAGGGCGCAGAGGGCGGACACCUACGUGUCCAACGCCCUGGAGGUGAUUUGCGAGGCUUGGAGCCGAGACCAGACACUGGUCAAAAGGUCCCCAGCCUGGAUCAGUAGAAGGUAUCUCACCAUUCGCUACGAGGACCUGGUGCUCGAACCGGUGAAAGGGUUGAGGACACUCUACACCUUCGCCAAUCUCACGGUCACUCCCGCCACCGAGAAAUACGUGUUGAACAUGACACGGGGGAUAGGCUAUUCUUCGGACAAGCCCUUCCUGAUCUCUUCCAGGGACGCCAAGGAAGCCAUCGGUGCCUGGAAGAAAAGGCUGAGCUUGUGGCAGAUCGAGCAAGUGGAGCAGAAGUGUCAAAAGGCCAUGAAAUUGCUGGGCUACCAGUUAAAGAACCAGGACAACACUUAGACCCACCUGCCAGUUUAGUAUUCAGAAGUCGGACGAAGAUGCACCCAAGAGAAUUUGGGACAGUGAUCAAUUCUAUCCUCACAGCAACAGAUAAACUGACCCUCAUAAUUGGUGCCAUCCACUCACACUUCCCCUUUUCCGUCUUCCUGGAAUUACACACAGCGUUGCAUUUUCAAGAACAGAUAAAAAAGUUGCAACGAAUGUGGCUUAUAUGAAUUCUGAAAAAUCAAUUGAUAGAACACCAGAGAAGAGUUUUUUAAAAAUGUAACAGGGCACACAGUUAAAGGGAGUAUGGUUACACUCAGAGUUAGUUAGUGAGUAGAAAGUAAAUUGGUUUCCUGCAAAGAAGGAUGAGAUGUGUGAUGUUCUGCAAGCCUCUGUGUUGGGGUCAUCCCACUUUCACUUUUACCAAAUGAUCUGGAUUUACAACUUGAAAGGUUCAAUGUUUAUUUAGGAGAGGUUAUUGUAACACGUUUAUGAAACAUUCAAGGAGACAUGCGUUCAUAGGAUUAAGAAACAGGUGAAGUCAUGCAAUUUGCAAAGAUGUUGUAAUAUAUUUUGAAUGAAAAACUGGGGAACAGAAGUUCAUUCUAAAUGGUAAGAUUUGAUGUGGAAUAGAAGUUGCCAUCUUGGUUGUUAAAGGUAGCAGUACAAACAAAUAUAAUAAUAUAAAGGGGCAAAUGAUGCUUGGUCUCCUAUCUGGAAGCAUAGAAUAUGAAUGCAAGGAUGCAAGAAUGAACCGGCACACAACCAUCAUUAAGCUGUAGCUGGAAGACUGUGUGCAGUUUUGGAUAUUGAAUUAUAAUAAACAGAUCUGAGUUGUACAGGGAAAUGGGGUUAAAAUUUACUGGAUCUUUGAAGAGAAAUAUAGGGUUAAAUGCUGCAUUGCAAUUCUCAGGUUACCACACCAGGGAUGUAGAUGACAAUUGUGAAAAGACUUGGAAAGUUAGGCUUUUUUUUAACCAGAGCUGAGGAUUAGGGUUGACCUAAUUGGGAUUUCCAAUGUUACAAAACAUUAUCAUUAAUGUUUCUAAGCUAACAAGUGAUGACAGGAAAUGUGUUUAAGGAAAUUGCAAAAAGCAUUGAAUAGGAAGGAGGUAUGUGGAAAUCUCUACCAAAAGCACUUGUUGAAUGCAGUCCGUAACAUUUUUCUAAAAAAAAUAGAUAGGUACUUGAAAGAGAAGAUAUAAAAAAUUAAAGCGAUUGAACAGAAGAGGAGAGGCGGGAUUAGAGACAAGACUGCUAUGCAGACAAACACAAUGCAGACACGAAAACCUGAAUUCCUCUGCUGGGUUAUUCUUCCAUCUACCCAAGUAGUGGCUGAGAUCAGCUGACUCAGAAUGAACUGGGAUUGAACCUGAUGUACACUUCUACAGGUGACCACAUUCUUCGACUAUUCCACCCCAUAUGGCCACUAAUUCUCAUUGCAAAUAUAGAAUACACAUCUCAUUUUAUGAAGUCUAAUGUCCUGUAUAAUCCUUGGGUCCACUGGACAACACAUUAAAUGGAUGAGAUUACAAUCACCAGUUCUAAAACAAAGUGAAUUGCAUAUGGGAUUUGACUGAGGCCUGGCCACCAUAAUAACUUGGGCCUCUUACUACUAGCAUUUAACUGGAGUCCCAACAGCCACUCAAUUUACAGUACAUAUCUAAGAUUACUCUGUUGUUUGUAGCUGAACACAUUAAUUUGCCCAAUGAACUUUGGAGAUGUAGGAGUGAUUUCUGCAUUGCAAACCUCAGAUUUCCAAACCUGUUGCACUAUUUUUUACAGGGAGAAUAAGUUGCAGUCUUGUGUCUGCAAUUCACAGAACAUAGAACAAUACAGCACAGGAACAGGGCCUUCAGCCCAUCACAUCCAUGCCUGUCAUGAUGCCAAUCUAACUAAUUCCAUCUGCCAUGGUCCAUAUCCCUCUAUUCCCUGCCCAUUCUCAUAUCUGACUAAAUGCCUCUUAAGCUAUCAUAUCUGCUUUUACCAGCAUGUUCCACUCUUUGUAUAAAAAACUAGCCUUGCCUAUCUCCUUUGAGCUUUCUCCCUCUCACCUUAAAGCUAUGCCCUCUAGUAUUUGACAUUCCCACCUUGGGGAUAAAGGCUCUGACUAUCUAUGGCUCUCAUAAUUUUAUAAAUUUCUAUCAGGUCGACCCUCACCCUCUGAUGCUCCAGAGAAAACAAUCCAAGUUUGUCCAACCUCUCCUCAUAGCCAAUACACUCCAAUCCAGGCAACAAGUUUUAUCUGCUGCAACAUGACUUGCCAACUUCUAUACUUAAUGCCCUGACCGAUGAAGGCAAGCAGUUGUACACUUACUUUUCCACCCUAUCCACUUAUGUUGCCACUUUUAGUGAGCUACAGACUUGCACCCUAAGAUCCUUCUACAUCAAUGCUCAAAGGGGUCGUGCCAUUUGCUGUGUACUUUCCUCUUGCAUUUGACCUCCCAAAAUGCACCACCUCACAUUUGUCCAGAUUAAACUCCAUCUGCCAUUUCCCUGCCCAAGUUUCCACCUGAUCUACAUCCUACUGUGUCUUUUGACAACCUUCCACACUCUGCCAAUUCUCAUUGGAAGAGACCAAUAAUAAACAAGCAGAGUUAUUAUGUGAACGAAUAAUGAAAUCCUAUAAUAAAUUUGAGAACAAUCACUUUGGUCAUCUAGUUACGUACCUGCACAAUUUGCCUCAUGGGGAUAGGCUAUGGGGUAGAUUUGCAACUUGACAUUCAGAUGUGAAACUGUAGCAGAUAGACACUUGGGUGAGAAACCCCUCAAUUUUCCUUUGCAUUUUAACAGAAUGCAAGGAAAAUUUGGAUGUGUAGCCAAUCUGCAUUGACAAUUUUACCUGCAGUCAAAGGUAAAAUCAAACAGAAGGAUUGUCAUCUCUAGACUUGAAUCCAAGCAUGUACAGAUAGGAAAAAGUGACUGAAGAUUUUGAAGGAUCCUUAGACUCUCUUUGGUAUAUAUGAAAAAUUCAAACUCUCAAGAAAUGAGCUCAUCUGGGAUGAUUGUGAAGUUACAUUUGCACCCUAAGUAAGGCUUCUGUGGAGAAGGUGAGUACCAGUACACAACCCAAUUUUACACCAGUUCAGGUGGCAAAGGACUCAAUGGUAGAUCUAUAAGAUAAGAUAACAUAUAGGAGCAGAAUUAGGCCAUUUGGCCUAUCGAGUCUGCUCCGCCAUUCAAUUAUGGCUGAUUUUUUUUCAACCCCAUUCUCCUGUCUUCUCCCCGUAACCCUUAACCCCCUUACCAAUCAAGAACCUACAAAUCUCUGCCUUAAAUACACCCAAUGACUUGGUUUCCAAAGCCCUCUGUGGCAAUGAAUUCCACAGACUCACCACCCUCUGGCUGAAGAAAUUCCUCCUCAUCUCAGUUUUAAAGGGACGUCCCUUUAUUCUGAGGCUGUGCUCUCGGAUCCUAGACUCUCCAACCAAUAGAAACAUCCUCUCCACGUCUACUCCAUCCAGACCUUGCAUUAUCUGGUAGGUUGCAAUGAGAUCCCCUCAUCAACCUUCUGAACUCCACUGAGUACAGGCCCAGAGACAUUAAAGGCUCUUCAUAUAUUAAGACAGGAUGAAGGCAGUCAUCAGUUUAUGAGGAAUCUUACAAGUGUGUUAAAUUUAUUUGAGCAGCACCUGUAUUUCCUUCAGAGAAUCCUCAAUACAAGCUGGGAGAAUCUUAGCACUAAUGUUAGCAUCCUCACAGAAGCUAACAUCUUCACAGUUGAGGCCCUGAUCAUACAGCAUCAAAUGAGCUGGAACAGGGAUUGCGUGCAUUUACCUGAUGCGUGCUUACCAAAACAACUACUGAGAAAGCACACGGUGUGGGGGUGGGGGGCUAAAAGAAACACUAAGAAAACCCUCAAGAUAGACAUCAAGAGACAUGGCAUCACCAUUAACAAUGGGAGGCAGUUACCCAGAACAAGGCCGUCUGGCGAAGACUUGUCAGAGAAGGAACAACCAUCUUUGAGGGAAAUUAUUUUGCCCUGAUCACAGGUCAAUACCAAGAAAAAAAAGGCAAUGUCCUAACUGCAUUUUAAGAUUACCCAUAACAUCCGCCAACAUUUGUGUGGCUCCAGGAUCAGAUUCCUGGAUUACGUGAGGACCCAUGGAAAAACUUCAGUACAUAAUUAAUGUCAUUUUAAAGGCUUAUGGAAUCAGUCCCUACUGACUAUUAUUUAAUAAACACUGAACCAUAGAAACAAUUAGAUAAUAGUGAAACACCUACUAUGUCUCAUUCGAUAAACAACGAACCAAUAAAAAAUGUAGGGGAAACAAUCCAUUGCACAAGAUUUACGGCAGAAUAGCACUGUAAUACAACCUCCUUCAAGUUCAAGGUUAUUGUUGUCAUAGGCACACAUACCCAGGGUAUAAAUGCCAUGAACAUUAGCUCUUCGCAGCAGCAGCACAGUACAUUACAGAUAUGACAAACAUAAAUUACAUAAAUUUAAAUUAACAAAUUAUACAUAACUUACACGUGCAAAAGUAAAGAACAAAAUAAACAUAAAAACACUAGUACAAGAUUGAGAGAGAGAAAAAGAAAUAGUCUGAGGUAGUGUUUGGGUUUUCCAGGUCAGUUCAAGAACCUGACGGCAGCGGAAGAAGCUGUUGUUGAACCUUGUCCCACUCUAUUUACUUCAUCUCAUCUGAAGAACAUCCUUCUAUUCCUUUCUUUCUCACAUACUGAGCUAUAUUUCCCUUAAAUGCACUUAUACUAUUUGCCUCAGCCACUCCAUGAGGGCUUGACAUAUAGGUUAGCUAUUACAGCACCAGUGAUCCGGGUUCCAUGCUAUGUUGCUAUAUGGUUCAGUGCUAUGUUGGUGCCGGAAGCGUGGCGACUCUUGCGAGCUGCCCCCCAGAACACUAUGCAAAAAAUGCAUUUCACUGUGUUUCGAUGUACAUGUGA
Molecule: messenger RNA, 6376 nt
Organism: Pristis pectinata (smalltooth sawfish)
Lineage: Eukaryota; Metazoa; Chordata; Chondrichthyes; Rhinopristiformes; Pristidae
Gene: chst7
Product: carbohydrate (N-acetylglucosamine 6-O) sulfotransferase 7
Exons: 2
Coding region: 251-1489 (412 amino acids)
Biological process (GO): carbohydrate metabolic process; N-acetylglucosamine metabolic process
Cellular component (GO): Golgi membrane
Molecular function (GO): N-acetylglucosamine 6-O-sulfotransferase activity; chondroitin 6-sulfotransferase activity
Source: RefSeq, a predicted model, not a curated record